AUGUCCGCAUCUGCUUUCAAAAUUGAAGAUAUCUUUGGUGUCAAGGGAAAGAUCGUUGUGGUGACCGGUGGAGGCACUGGUAUCGGUAAAGCCCUUACUGCGGGGUUCGCCCAGAAUGGUGCCAAGGUGUAUAUCAGUGGACGAAGGAAGGAAGUACUGGAGGCUGCUGCCAAGGAGAUUGGUGGUGACAUCGUCAGCAUUCAAGGUGAUGUAUCUACGAAGGAAGGAUGUAAAGCAAUUGCGGAUGCCAUUUCAGCAAAGGAGUCCAAGGUUGAUGUAUUAAUCAACUGUGCGGGUGUUAUGCGUCCAUGGAAAUCCAGCAUUUCUGAUCAUGACGAUCCCGAUCAAGUAGCUAAUCUCUUAUGGGAUGGACAUGAUGACGAUGAUUUUAACUACUCCAACUCCAGUCCCUAUUUCGUCACUGCUGCCCUUGUCCCACUCUUAAGGAAGUCUGACUUCCCAAGCGUUAUCGUUAUCGCAUCUAUCGCCGGUCUUGCCAAUCAGAGAGCAAUGGGUACUGUGUCAUAUGGCGUGACUAAGGUAACUAUUCAUUUGGGUAAACUACUUGCUGGUCGACUUCAUCCACUCAAGAUCCGAGUCAACACUAUUUGCCCGGGUAUCUUCCCGUCCGAGAUGACUGGAAAAUCUGACAGUGGAGAAGGGCAUGAAUACAACCUCGCCGAUGGAGCUGCAAAAGCCGCCAAGCGAUCUACAGUCGGACGACCUGGUCUGCCCGAAGAAAUUGUUGGUCCAGUCCUCCUCCUUAGUAGUAGGGCAGGAGGCUAUAUGGAUGGAGCUCUCCUGACUGUAGAUGGAGGUCGAUUAAUGGGCGCUGGUAUCAACGAUGGUCUUAGAAUACCUGAGGAUCACUAUAUUAAUUAG
Kwoniella shivajii is the source of this 882-nucleotide messenger RNA. RefSeq lists its product as uncharacterized. The record is from RefSeq and is a predicted model, not a curated record. Lineage: Eukaryota; Fungi; Basidiomycota; Tremellomycetes; Tremellales; Cryptococcaceae. The transcript has 13 exons. The coding region runs from base 1 to 882 and encodes 293 amino acids.